This is a messenger RNA of Talaromyces rugulosus, 1806 nucleotides long. RefSeq lists its product as uncharacterized. The record is from RefSeq and is a predicted model, not a curated record. The coding region runs from base 1 to 1806 and encodes 601 amino acids. The transcript has 4 exons. NCBI's taxonomy places the organism in Eukaryota, Fungi, Ascomycota, Eurotiomycetes, Eurotiales, Trichocomaceae.
AUGACACUCACGGCCAAGGCAAUCUACCCCAAUGCGGCGCCUGCAUUUAUCAAUUUUCCGAGUAGAAGAAGCACGGUUCAUAGUACAAAGGGCAUUGUAGCUUGUACUCAGCCGUUGGCUGCAGCGGCUGGCCAAAGGAUUCUGAGAGAAGGCGGAAAUGCAGCGGAUGCUGCUGUAGCAACUGCCGCCGCGCUGAACGUUACUGAACCAAGCUCAACGGGGAUUGGCGGGGAUAUGUUUUGUCUUUUCUACAAUGGGGAGACAAAAAAGAUCACCGCCAUGAACGGCUCCGGCCGUUACGCAAUGAAAGCCUCCUUGGAAGAUGUCCGCAAAGACCUGAAAUUGUCUCCGGAUGAUGCAGGCGCUAUCCCUCUGACAAGUGCUCUCGCUGCCACAACACCUGGUGCAGCAGCAGGAUGGGUGGACACUAUCGAGAAAUUCGGCAGUGGUAAGCUAUCAUUGCAGCAGAUAUUGGCACCGGCAAUCGAAUUGGCGGAAGAGGGAUUCCCUGUUUCCGAGCUGUCAUCAAAUUUCUGGCAAAGCGGAGAGCAGCAGGUCCGCAAUGCAUCCCCCAACUUUAGAGAGAUGCUCAAAAAUGAUGCAUCUGCGAAAGAUGGAGUGAGGGCACCUCUACCAGGCGAGAUUAUGAAAAACCCCACGCUAGGCCAAACAUUCCGGGCUUUAGCUGCAGAAGGCAAAAAGGGUUUCUACGAAGGCCGCGUAGCGAAUGAACUAGUCAAAGUCGUUAGAGACCUGGGAGGGUAUCUCACAUUGGAUGAUUUGAAGAGCCAUGCCGAGACUGGUAGCCAAGAGGUUGACGCCAUCUCAUUGACAUUUAGUGGGCAAGGCGUGGGUAAGAAGCAAGGUCAUAGCAGCCCCGAAGGCGGAGUAGAGAUAUGGGAGCACCCUCCAAAUGGCCAGGGUAUCGUCGCCUUGAUGGCAUUGGGUAUUCUAGAGGAACUAGAGCGCUCGGGACAGAUCCCUCACUUUACGCCAGAGCAACACAACUCUGCAGAAUACCUCCACGCCGUCAUCGAGAGCCUGCGAAUCGCGUUUGCUGAUGCUAGUUGGUGGGUGACGGAUCCGGAUGUUGUCAAGGUUCCCACGAAUGAACUCAUUUCUCGCCCUUACCUAGCAGAGCGUGCAAAGCUGUUCAAUGCUGACAAAGCGACCGAUAUCCUGGAUCAUGGGAGUCCGGCCCAUAACCACUGCGACACUGUCUAUUUUGCAGUUACGGACAAGGACGGCAAUGGAAUUUCGUUCAUCAACAGCAACUAUGCUGGCUUCGGAACCGGCAUCAUCCCCGCUGGAUGUGGCUUCACCCUGCAGAACCGAGGGUCCAACUUUUCUCUUAGCCAAGAUCACCCAAAUGUCCUGGCCCCAGGAAAGCGCCCUUAUCAUACGAUAAUUCCCGCCAUGAUCACUAAUCUGGACGGCUCGCUUCACUCUGUGUACGGAGUCAUGGGUGGCUUCAUGCAACCACAAGGCCAUGUGCAGGUUCUCUUGAACAUGUUGGCAUUUGGCCUCGACCCCCAGGCGGCACUGGAUUCCCCGCGCAUCUGCAUCGGUGCGGGGAUGCCUGAGGCAGGGAGGGUAUUGGAUCGUACAGUCUAUGUGGAAGAUGGAGUAAGUGAGGCGGCCAUCCAAGGACUGCGCAAGCUGGGCCACCGAGUUGAAGUAUUGAAGGGGCACGAGCGGGGUAUGUUUGGGCGUGGGCAAUUGAUCAGGGCGCAUCGGGAUGACGGCAAGUUGAUCUACAGCGCCGGAAGCGACCCCAGGGGUGAUGGUAUGGCGAUCCCGAUGUAA